Solea solea (common sole) is the source of this 3026-nucleotide messenger RNA. Its product is annotated as NLR family CARD domain-containing protein 3-like. NCBI's taxonomy places the organism in Eukaryota, Metazoa, Chordata, Actinopteri, Pleuronectiformes, Soleidae. The transcript is spliced from 6 exons. The record is from RefSeq and is a predicted model, not a curated record. The annotation marks the transcript as partial. Gene Ontology annotation, molecular function: protein binding.
CGUGAACUCAAAUCAAACCUGAAGAAGAAGUUCCAGUGUUUGUUUGAGGGCGUGGCUAAAGCAGGAAACCCCACCCUUCUGAAUGAGAUCUUCACAGAGCUCUACAUCACAGAGGGAGGGACUGGAGAGGUCAAUGAAGAACAUGAGGUCAGACAGAUUGAAAGAGCUUCCUGGAAACCAGACAGACCAGAAACAUCCAUCAAACAAGAAGACAUCUUUAAAGCCUCAGCUGGAAGAGACGGACCAAUCAGAAGAGUGAUGACAAAGGGCGUGGCUGGCAUUGGGAAAACAGUGUUAACACAGAAGUUCACUCUGGACUGGGCUGAAGACAAAAGCAACCAGGACGUACAGUUCAUGUUUCCCUUCACCUUCAGAGAGCUGAAUGUGCUGAAAGAGAAGAAGUUUAGUUUGGUGGAACUCAUCCAUCACUUCUUCACUGAAACCAAAGAAGCAGGAAUCUGCAGGUUUGAAGACUUUAAGGUGGUCUUCAUCUUUGAUGGUCUGGACGAGUGUCGACUUCCUCUGGACUUCCACAACACUGAGAUCCUGACCGACGUCACAGCGUCCACCUCAGUGGACGUGCUGCUGACAAACCUCAUCAGGGGGAAACUGCUUCCCUCUGCUCGCCUCUGGAUAACCACACGACCUGCAGCAGCCAAUCAGAUCCCUCCUGACUGUGUGGACAUGGUGACAGAGGUCAGAGGGUUCACGGACCCACAGAAGGAGGACUACUUCAGGAAGAGGUUCAGACAUGAGGAGCAGGACAGAAGGAUCAUCUCCCAUAUCCAGACAUCACGAAGCCUCCACAUCAUGUGCCACAUCCCAGUCUUCUGCUGGAUCACUGCAACAGUUCUGGAGAACAUGCUGAAAACCAGAGAUGGAGGAGAACUGCCCAAGACCCUGACUGAGAUGUACAUCCACUUCCUGGUGGUUCAGUCCAAAGUGAAGAGGGUCAAAUAUGAUGGAGGAGCCAAGACAGAUCCACACUGGAGUCCAGAGAACAGGAAUAUGAUUGAGUCUCUGGGGAAUCUGGCUUUUGAGCAGCUGCAGAAAGGAAACCUGAUCUUCUAUGAAUCAGACCUGACAGAGUGUGGCAUCGAUAUCACAGCAGCUUCAGUUUACUCAGGAGUCAUCACUCAGAUCUUUAAAGAGGAGAGAGGCCUGUACCAGGACAAGGUCUUCUGCUUUGUCCAUCUGAGUGUUCAGGAGUUUCUGGCUGCUCUUCAUGUUCAUCUGACCUUCAUCACCUCUGGAACAAAUCUGUUGUCAGAACCAACAACGAGCCAGUUGACCAGACCGUUUAGAAAAAAACCCAAACUGAAUCAUCUGCACCAGAGUGCUGUGGACGAGGCCUUACUGAGUCAAAAUGGACACCUUGACUUGUCCCUCCGCUUCCUCCUGGGUCUUUCACUGGAGACCAAUCAGAAGCUCUUAAGAGGUCUACUGACACAAACAGGAAGUGGUUCACAGACCAAUCAGAAAACAGUUGAGUACAUCAAGAAGAAGAUCAGUGAGAAUAUGUCAGCAGAGAGAAGCAUCAACCUGUUCCACUGUCUGAAUGAACUGAACCAUCGUUCUCUUGUGGAGGAGAUCCAAGAGUCCCUCACAUCAGGACGCCUGUCCACAGAGACACUGUCUCCUGCUCAGUGGUCAGCUCUGGUCUUCAUCUUACUGUCAUCAGGAAAAGAUCUGGAAGAGUUUGACCUGAAGAAAUACUCUGCUUCAGAGGAGGCUCUUCUGAAGCUGCUGCCGUACAUAAAUAUUAAUAAGACAUAUUGUAAAUGGCACAAGACAAACAUGUUUAACCUUUUGUUCAUCACUGUCUUCCUCCUCAGACUGAGUGGCUGUAACCUCUCAGAGAGAAGCUGUGAAGCUCUGUCCUCAGUCCUCAGCUCUGUGUCCUCUCGUCUGAGACACGUGGACCUGAGUAACAAUGACCUGCAGGAUUCAGGAGAGAAGCUGCUGUGUAAUGGACUGAAGAGUCCUCACUGUACUCUGGAGACUCUCAGAAUGAGUGGCUGUAAACUCUCAGAGAGAAGCUGUGAAGCUCUGUCCUCAGUCCUCAGCUCUGUGUCCUCUCGUCUGAGACACGUGGACUUGAGUAACAACGACUUGCAGGAUCAAGGAGUGAAGCUGCUGUGUGAUGGACUGAAGAGUCCUUACUGUUCUCUGGAGACUCUCAGUCUGUCAGGUUGUCUGGUCUCAGAGGAAGGAUGUUCUUCUCUGACCUCAGCUCUGAACUCCAACCCCUCCCAUCUGAGAGAACUGGACCUGAGCUACAAUCAUCCAGGAGACUCAGGAGAGAAACUGCUGUCUGCUGGACUGAAGAGUCCUCACUGGAGACUGGACACUCUCAGGAUGGACCAUGCUGGAGAGCAGUGGUUAAAACCUGGUCUCAUGAAGUAUUCAUGUGAACUGGAACUGGACACAAACACAAUGCACAGAAACCUCAAACUGUCUGACGACAACAGGAAAGUGACCAAUGUGACAGAAUAUCAGUGGUAUCCUGAUCAUCCAGACAGAUUUGAGUCCUGGUCUCAGCUGCUGUGUAGACCUGGUCUGACUGGUCGCUGUUACUGGGAGGUCGAGUGGAGAGGAGAUGUUUAUAUAUCACUGAGUUACAGAGGAAUCAAGAGGAAAGGCAACAGUUCUGACAUGUUUGGACAUAAUGAUCAGUCCUGGAGUCUGUUCUGCUCUGAUGAUGAUGGUUACUCUGUCUUUCACUGUGGGACACAAACACCCAUCAUGUCCUCUGUCUCUCAUAGAGUAUCAGUGUAUGUGGACUGUCCUGCUGGGACUCUGUCCUUCUACAGCGUCUCCUCUGACUCACUGAUCCACCUCCACACCUUCAGGACCACAUUCACUGAACCGGUUUAUCCUGGGUUCUGGGUCUGGGAUGGUUCCUCAGUGUCUCUGUGUCCUCUGUAAGACAUGAAGAGACAGCAGCUUCAGUGGUGGACGAGGUCAAAGCUCGUCUCAGUCAUUCUUUGUUGAAACCAUCAAUAAAUAAAGACUUAAAAAAUCAA